AUGUUUAAACAAUUAUCACAAAUAGGUAAGAAUUUAACAGACGAAUUGGCUAAAAAUUUGUUAGAUGAUUAUAAUAACAAUAAUGAUCAAUUAGAUCCAAAAUAUUUGGAAUACCCUAAGGAAGUUCAAACCAAAUUAAGAAGAUUGAAUAAAUUUGAGAAAAAAUAUCCAUUGCUAUUAAACGCAUACAAAAACGAACGUGCCAAAAAUAUCAAUCAUAAUGAAGUUUUUAAAGUAUUAAGCGAAUAUACACCAAUUUCAAAUUUUGAUGAAUUGAAUACCGUAAUACCAGAAUCGCUGAGUACACCUGCCAGUGCUACGAAUAGUUCUAACGUUUCUAGGGCUGCAACACCAGACACAACUAAUAAGCCUACUGCAAACGAGGAAAAUGAAAAUAAAAGUGAUAAAAAAGAAGCAUCCAACGACAGCCGUGUUGAUAUUACAGAUAACAAGCAAGAAAAUGAAAAAAAUUCAAGAGAAACAAGUACAAUUCCUGAGGAACCUCCCAAAAAAGCAAAACUUGUUGUUGUUGAAGAACUUGAACAAUUUUUUCAGAAUAUGAACAUGAAAACUGAUUUAUUAAAUGAUGAAAUUAAAAAGUUGCAUGUGGAUUUAAAACAUGUCAAUAAGGAUAAAGAUGAGUUAGAAAGUAGUAGUGAACAAAAGACUUUAGAAAUCGAAAAGCUAAGUAUCAAUUUGGACUCACUAAAACAAGAUUUUAAUGCAUUGAAGGAAGAAGCUGAAAGGGAAAAAUUACAACUUCAACAAAAUAAUAAUAAUGAGUUAUCUGUAAAUACAAAUACUAGUAAUAAUAAUAAUAAUAAUAAUAAUAAUAAAGGCAAGAAAAACAACAAGAAAAAGAAAAAUUACAAUUCUGGUAAUAAUACUCAAAAGCAAGAAACCAAAUCUAUUGAGAAUAAAAAUAGUACUGAAUGGGAAAGUAAGUACACAGGUUUACUAGAAAAGUAUGAAGCAUUGCAGAAAAAACAAACUGAAUUAGAAGAUAAUACGCUAUCCAUUGCCAAGAAAACGGAGGAUACAGCUGAGGUUAUUAAAUCAUGGGAAACCAAAUAUAAUGACUUGAAAGUAAAAUAUGAUGAAUUACAAACACAAUUAAAAAAUAGCAAAUCUGAAUUGAUAAGUAAAAAAGAAGAACUCGAUAGUGUUAGGGAUAUGCUUAAAGAGGUGGGCAAUGAUUUGGUUGAAGCCAAAGAUAAAAUUAAGGACUCUACAAUGUUGCAGAAGAGAAUUGAUGAAUUGGAACAAAAACUAAAACAAGAAAUCGGUAGUAAAAAAGGAUUGAAUAAAUCACAUGGGGAGAAAAUCACUGAAUUCACGUCAAAUUUGGAAGAAUUGGAAAAGACUAACAAAAAUAACGUAGGAAUUAUUGAAGAUUUAAAAAAGAGUUUAAACGAUAAAGAAAAAAUGCUUAAAUAUAUGGAAAAGCAAGUCAAAGAUUAUAGCGAUAGAGCAUCUAAAUCUGACCUAGAAUUAAAACAACUAAAAUUAAAACAAGACAGAUUAAAAGAUAAUUUCAACACUGUGGGUAAAGCAAAGGAAAAUCUAAGUAAAGAAGUUGUUUCUUUAAAUGGAAAAAUUGAGGAAAAAAUUAAAGAAAACGGCAAACUUCAAGAAAGACUUGAUAUAUUACAAGAAAAGUUAGAUACUGUUUCUUCUGUAACCGUUAAUUCAAAUGAUCAGGUGGAUAAUAUUAAAAGACAGUGUGAUGAGUUGAAUAUUAAGUUAAAGGAUGCUAGCAAAAUAAGAAUGUCAUUAGAGGACGAAUUAAUAGAUAUGAAAAACAUACUUCAAGAAAGAAAUAGAGAAGUUUCUAAAUUGAGAUAUUUAUUAGAUGAUUUGGAAAACGAAAGUGGGUCCAAAUUGAAUGAAUUGAAAGAUAAAUAUCAUUUAACUUUAACAGAAAAACAAAAAAUAGAAAAUGAAUUAAACAUUCUGUUGCUAUCUAAAAAUGAUGACAUCAACACUUUGAAAAAUAUGAAUACGUCCCUGGUAGAAAAAUUAGAUAUUGCACAAAAGAAGGAGCUAGAGCUAUCUAAAGAGAUUGAAAUCUAUGCUAAAAACAACUCGUUGAAUGAAAAACUACAAAACGAUUCCAAUUCCAACCAAUUAAGCUUGGAGACAACUUUGAAAGAUUUAAAAUUAGAAUUAUCUAAAUCCAUGGAGUUGUGCAAUAAAUAUGAGCAAAGCAAUGAAGAAAUAAAGGCACUAAACAAAGAAUUGAAUUUGAAAUUAGAAAAAUUGUCUAAAAAUUACAAGUUGCUAUCCAAUCAAUUAAAAACAUUCAAGGGAGGAUCGUCUUCUGGUAUAUUUUCUAACCAAAGCGAAACCCGCAGAUCCUCCGUCAGUAGUACAGUCUCGUCGAAAAGUACAUACAAUAGUAAAAAUGUUAGUAGUGUUACGUCUGAUGAUACCAUUUCGUCUGAAGAUUACAAUUCCAAGAUUUCCUACAUAAGAAAUGUCUUAUUGGGGUUUAUUGAGCAUAAAGAGCAAAGGCAACAACUUCUACCUGUUGUUUCCAUGUUGUUACAAAUGAGUAGACAAGAUGAACAAAAAAUUUUGAUGCUGCUAACUUAA
Molecule: messenger RNA, 2595 nt
Organism: Saccharomycodes ludwigii
Lineage: Eukaryota; Fungi; Ascomycota; Saccharomycetes; Saccharomycodales; Saccharomycodaceae
Gene: IMH1
Product: Imh1p
Exons: 1
Coding region: 1-2595 (864 amino acids)
Source: RefSeq, a predicted model, not a curated record